Hemicordylus capensis (graceful crag lizard) is the source of this 1642-nucleotide messenger RNA. RefSeq names its product pseudouridine-5'-phosphatase-like. Gene Ontology annotation, molecular function: phosphatase activity. The coding region runs from base 508 to 1284 and encodes 258 amino acids. The record is from RefSeq and is a predicted model, not a curated record. NCBI's taxonomy places the organism in Eukaryota, Metazoa, Chordata, Lepidosauria, Squamata, Cordylidae. The transcript has a single exon.
CGGUUGUGUUCUUGUCAAACCGCGCAACUAGCCUCCAACUAACUUGCUCAGAAGGAGAUCCCACUAAUUUCAAUGAUAUUUGCCCCUCAGUAUUGUAAAUGUGGCUAGAAAGAAUUGCAGUCCAGAAAGAAAAAACUCAAGCAGCAAUCCUUUGCACGCUUCCUCGGAUGUCAGUCGUGUUGGAGUCAGUGAGACAGCAGCCGCAUUCCAAAGAAACGUGCAUUGUAGGAGCAGGCUAGCUAUCAAAACAUUUCUUUUCACACCAGCGGCGCCUCGACAAUGAGUUCCUCGCUUUUUGUGGCAGUAGUUUAAGAGACGAACACAUUUAUUGUGGCAAUAACUGAUACCCUUUAAAGAGCCGCACGACUGUUUGUUUUUGCUGCGGCUUAGCUGGAAGUAAACGCAGAGCGUGGAACGCAAUUCGUGGGGCCGCGUGACAGACUCCACAAGCGGUAGAAGCCGUCGGGAUACCGGUAAUGCGCACGCGCAGUCAUCGCGCUUGUCCGGAUGCUCCCCGGCUUUGUGCGACGGUUGCUGGUGCGGUGGGCCAGGGGUAGCUGUUGUAGCCACAGCAGCACCAUGUCGGCGCCCUCUUCCUCGGGUCGCUCUCUGCAGCCUGUCACUCACGUCAUCUUCGACUUGGACGGCACCCUUCUGGAUACUGAACCUCUUUAUACUAUUAUGUUCCAAGACAUCUGUAGCCGUUUUGGGAAGAACUUCAAUUGGGAGAUUAAAUCCUUAAUUAUGGGUAGGCAAGAGUUGGUGGGUUUAGAAAUCAUCCGAGAGACCCUACAGAUUCCAGCAACCAAAGAAGAAAUGCAGGAUCUCAUGAAGCAGAAGAAAGAAGAAUUACUUCCCAAGACUCAGCUGAUGCCAGGAGCUGAGAAACUUGUCCGCCAUCUACAGAAACACAACAUACCCCUUGCUAUUGCCACCAGCUCCAAUCGAGAAGCGUAUGAAAUGAAAAUAACCCAUCAUAAAGACCUCUUUGGUUUUUUUCAUCAUAUCGUGGUGGCUGAUGACCCUGAAGUGAAGGCUGGCAAGCCACAGCCUGAUGUUUUCCUAGCCUGUGCAAAGAGGUUUGUACCUCCAGCACCUCCAGCAAAGUGUCUUGUGUUGGAAGAUGCUCCUAAUGGGGUCAAAGGGGCUUUGGCAGCUGGGAUGCAGGUAGUUAUGAUUCCAGAUGAGCAUCUGAAGAAAGAACUUACCCAGGAAGCCACUCUGGUGCUCCAGUCUAUGAACGACUUCAAGCCAGAAAUGUUUGGUUUGCCAAAGCUUAACUGAGUACUCUUCCGAUAUUUAUUGUAUUAAUUUUGUCUUCCUGGUUUUAGAAAAGAACAGGCCAUUUGUUCAAGGUGUCCUAGUCCCUAUUACAUCUUCCAUUACCAUCAUUAAAGUUUACUGGGCAACUCAUUUAUUCAGAUCCAGAAAUGUCAGAUGGAAAGGUGGGCUGUAUAUGCUUACACAUACAUGUAAGACAGGCUUCUCAGCCUGCUCUUUCCGGAGACCUCCAGAAAAAGACAAUUUGUCCCUGAAACUUCAGGAAGUGCAGAGCAGGGAACUUCUUUCACACAAGAGAAAAAAGGAAAGAAAUCUUUGAUUGUGUGUGCACUUUUUGCAUUUUUAAAGAGACUGAAUCACA